UGCUGGCCUGGUAGGAGCAGGUUGAGGAAGUCCAGCUGCAACCUUACUCUUCAGCGGUCCAGACCUGCAGGGCUAGCGGGGUUAGAGGAACCCGGCCCUGUAGCUCCAGGUCAAACAAAGGGCGGUGGAUCCCACCUGCAGAAGCCUCAGGGGAGAAUAAGGCUGUUUGUUUUGCAAGGGUGCAGCGGCUGCCUUCUCAAAGGUCCAGCUUAGAGAGUCAACGCCUGUCUCUGCUCCUUGGCGCUUGUAGGAGCAGACACCAGAAGCGCUGGUCUUCCAUCUCAAGAAAGCUCCAGAGUCUAUGGCUAACCUCCAGGAGCAGUACCGUCACUUUUGUUCAGAAAACAUACGGAAAGCUAACCCUUUUAUACUGGAUAUACUCCAAAAACUGGAUGAAGAAAUUGAAAAGGGGCCAGAAGAAGGAAUCACAUUAAAUAUUGCUGGUAAUAACCGCUUAGUCCCAACACAAAGAAUGACAGGUGAAGAUUUUUGGCUUCUUUCCAAAGUUUUGGGUAACCAGACGUAUAUCACUGGUCUGGAUGUGAAGUAUAACCUCAUAGGUGAUGUCGGUGCCUACUACGCUGCAAAGCUGCUUCAGAAACAGCCAUGCAUCACUUACUUAAACCUUAUGUUUAAUGAUAUUGGACCUGAAGGUGGAGAAUUGAUUGCUAAAGCACUACAUAAAAACAAAACUCUCAAAUACUUGAGGAUGACGGGAAAUAAGAUUGCCAAUACGGGUGGCAUGUUUUUUGCUGCCAUGCUGCAGAUUAACUCGUCCCUGGAGAAACUGGACCUGGGCGACUGCGACCUGGGACUGCAAAGCGUGAUAGCAUUUACCACAGUGCUGACUCAGAACAAAGUGAUCAAGGCGAUAAACCUGAACCGACCUAUACUGUAUGGAGAACAGGAAGAGUCUACAGUUCACAUGGGCCACAUGUUGAAAGAAAAUCACUUCCUUGUUGAGCUGCACAUGUGUAAACAUGACAUGAAAAACUUUGGCCUGCAGCAGCUGUGCAGUGCACUGACUCUGAACAGCAGCCUGCGCUACCUUGAUGUCAGCUGCAAUAAAAUAACUCGCGAUGGAAUGGUGUAUUUGGCCGAGGUACUGAAAAGCAAUACUACCCUGGAAGUAAUAGAUCUUUCUUUUAACAGAAUAGAAAACGCAGGUGCAAAGUACCUCAGUGAAACUCUAACUUCCCACAACAGGAGUCUUAAAGCAUUGUCCAUAGUGAGCAACAAGAUAGAAGGUGAAGGGCUCGUUGCACUUUCACAGUCGAUGAAAACAAACCUCGUAUUAUCUCAUAUCUACAUUUGGGGGAAUAAAUUCGACGAGGCUACAUGUGUGGCGUAUUCAGAUUUGAUGGAGAGUGGCCGGCUAAAGCCAGACAGUACAGAUGUGGAGCCAUAUGUGGUGGAUGGACGUGUCUACCUCGCAGAGGUCUCCAAUGGCCUUAAAAGGCAUUACUACUGGUCACCAACUUAUGGCAAUGCUUACGAACACUCGUCUAACGCAGGCUUUGCUCUUGUUCCAGUUGGGCAACAUCUAUAAGAAACAAGCGUGAAAAUCGUUCUCAUACACUUGCCUCAUCAUUUUGAGAGACUAAUAUUUUAUAGUCUAUUUUUCUUCUAUAAAUUAGAACAAGUUAUUUUUAUCAAAUUUGUUAAACUCUGUGUACUUUCCCCUUGUUGAGAAAAAACUGAUUCUUAAUACAGAGACUAAAUAAUCAAUCCAAAGAAACCAUGGAGCUAUUCUAAUUCUUUUUAUAAUGAAAAACAAGUAACAAACACACACACAAACACAGACAAUAGAAUAAUAAGCAAAGAUCACUAAAGACAUCUUAACCAAAGUGUAUGGCAGAAAAGAUGCAGCUCAGAAACUCCCAGUGGAUUUCAGGAGAUUCCCAAGUUCAAAGUUCAAAAGUAUUCCACACAGACUGUUAGGCAUUGCAGACAGGUGUCAAUACCAAUAAAACAAGAAAAUAGAAAGCUUCCUUGCAAAGACAGUGGCUAUCCUGGGUUUAUACUCCCUUUCUGUGUCUGGCUCUUGUUCACUCACUAUUAGUGCAAUCCACUGUUAUCAGUGUUAACUGUAACCCAUCUUACUGCCCUGGAGAAGCAUUCCAUCAUAUGCCAAGUGAGGGUCUACUGAGUCAGUCAAGAGAUGGCCUUUCAGGGUUAGAUACUCAAAUCCCUUAGCAAUGCAGUUUGCUUUCUCAGGUCUCGGUCUACUCCUAGGUGCUACAGUAGGGCUCUCACGAGAUGGGUACAGAUGACCAACCUGCAUUUGGACCUAUACUGAACUACUAAAAACGGCAUCUUAAUGAGCAGGCCACACGUCACUGGAGUGAGGCCAGCUCAGCAGACAUCUACUGGUUCUGGGAAGGAACCAGUCAUUUUUUUUUUUUUUUAGGAAAGUUUUGAUGAUGCAAUUUUAUAGGUUAUUUGUUGGUUCCCGGCUGCCCAGACCCAAAAUAAUCACACAAAAACUAUAUGAAUUAAAUCAAUUCUUGGCCCAUUAGCUCUAGCUUCUUAUUGAAUAACUCUUACAUCCCAUUUCUAUUAAUCUGUAUAUCACUAUGAGGUUGUGAGCCUAUCAGCACGUCUAUCUCUGGUGGCAGCUCCAUGGCAUCUCUCUCACUCCGCCCUUCUUUCUCCCAGCAUUCAGCUUAGUUUUUCCCGCCUAGCUAAAUUCUGCCUUUCUAUAGGUCCAAAGCAGUUUCUUACUCAUUAAUGGUAAUCACAGCACACAGAGGGAAAUCUCACAUCAUUGUUUACUACCUCAGAGGCCAGCAGAAUGCUCAGACCCAUUUAUUCUGCUAUUGUCAUUUAGGCCCCUUUCUACAUCUGGAUACCAUCUGAGAGAUAAGACAGAAAGCGUUCUUCCAAAAGAUGAGCAGGCCAGUGAGAGCAGGCUAAGCUGCUGCUUCCCUCUAGGCUAACCCUUAGUUACCUUAGUCAGGCAAGGGCUUGAGGAGAUAUACAAGUUCCGCAGGAGAACUCCACUUCCUCUCUACAUCUUAUACUGAAUAAAAUUACAACGUAUCAUAACUUCUACUUCCCUUUUAGCAAUCAUCUUCUGAGAUCCUGCUUAAAUAUAGCUGAUUAAAGUCAUGAGUCACAUUAUACUAAUAAUGAUUUAACUCUGAAGGCAAAAAGUUAAGUGCCACACCUUAAAAAUAAUAUGAAGACAAAAUAGAAAUCACUGAGAAACACUUCAACGUUUCAACACUUAGUCAUCAGAGAUGCGAAUUAAAACAACCUUGAGAUUUCAUCUGAUACCACUCGGAAUAGGCAAGAUCAAUAAAACACAAUAGCUCAUGCUGCUGAGGAUGUGGGAUAAGGGGAGCACUUAUUCACUGCUGCAGGGAGUGCAACAAUGCUGUCUCAGCUACCAUGGAAAUCAGUGUGGUGGUUCCUCAGGAAGCUAUACCUGGAAAUCCGAUUUGCCACAUUCGGGCAUAUACCCAAAGGACUCUACAUCCUACUACAGAGACACUUGCUCAAGCAUGUUUGUUGCUGUUCUAUUCAUAAUGGCAGAAACUGAAAACAGCCUAGAUGUCCAUCAACAGAUGAAUGGAUAAUGAAAACAUGGUGUAUUCAUCCAACAGAAUACUACUCAGAUGAUAAACAGUACAAAAUCCUCAGGUAAACAGACGGAGCUAAGAAAAACGUCAUGCUGACUUCCAAAAGAUAAACAUGGUAUGUUUAUCUUACAUGUUAUGAUGGCUGCUCUGGACUGUCAACAUGUGGAUUUAACUAAACCUCAAGCACCUGGGCACACUAGAAGGGAUUUUUCUUAAUUAUACCAUUUGAAGUCAGAAGAUCCACCUUAAAUCUGGGCCACAGAUUAUAUAAAGGACAUGAAAGAAGGACACUUUUGCUUUUUGCCUGCUUGACCUCACUCUUGCAGGCAAGUUCAUUCCUUCACUGGUAUUAAAGUGUACUUUUUCAGGAUUCUGAGACAGCAUUGUUGAACUAGCUAGGCCACAGUCUGUAAGCACUCAAAUAAACCCCAUAUAUAUUUUGAUAUACAUAUGAAACACACACACACACACACAUAUAUUCAUUCUAUCAGGUGUUUUCCUAGAGAACACAUAAGUGAAAUUUAGCUUAAAAGUCUGUGAUACGUGUGCUAUAACCCAGAGAACCAGACGUUAGGUAUCAAGUAAGGGAUUAGUGGGGAGGAGAGGAUCUCCCAAAGAAGGAGAAAUAGAAUAUACUGUUAAGAAGAGAUGGCAGUGGGAGGGGCCUAGAGUGGGAGGACUGACUGGGAAGGGGUGGGCGAGGAAGAGAGAGGCGAAGGAGGGACAGCUAACACUAAGAACCCCACUACUAUAGAAACUUCUUAAAACAUAUACAUUCAUGAAAGAAGUCUAAAUGAAGUCACCGAACAGGAGAGAGAAUGCCCCAACUAGACAUAUUCUACCACCAAGUGAAACUUCCAGUUCCAGGGAUGGAUUAGAUACAAUUCAGUUGUCGGCCAGAGGGUCCUAUGGAGACCCCCAAACAACUCAAGCGACUUCAGACUAUUGGUUACUCUCUACAAACUGAUGGUAAGGCCCUAUUGCAGCAGACAGCACCCACCGUCAUGAACACU
Messenger RNA from Alexandromys fortis (reed vole), 4597 nucleotides. RefSeq names its product leucine rich repeat containing 34 (gene Lrrc34). Gene Ontology annotation, molecular function: protein binding. The record is from RefSeq and is a predicted model, not a curated record. The coding region runs from base 302 to 1549 and encodes 415 amino acids. The transcript is spliced from 12 exons. NCBI's taxonomy places the organism in Eukaryota, Metazoa, Chordata, Mammalia, Rodentia, Cricetidae.